Molecule: messenger RNA, 905 nt
Organism: Sipha flava (yellow sugarcane aphid)
Lineage: Eukaryota; Metazoa; Arthropoda; Insecta; Hemiptera; Aphididae
Product: embryonic polarity protein dorsal-like
Biological process (GO): inflammatory response; innate immune response; response to cytokine
Cellular component (GO): cytoplasm
Molecular function (GO): DNA-binding transcription factor activity; DNA binding
Source: RefSeq, a predicted model, not a curated record
UAGUAGUGACGUGUUAAGCGAGAGUGCAUGUAACAUUUAGUUUAAUACAUUGAACGAUCAAAUAUGUUUAUUACGUAGUUAAAAUAUAGUAUUCGAUUGCCAGGUGUUUAUUUUGUCUCGAUGCAACGUUUUUUGUAAUACCAAUAGGCACUCACUUACUAAAAAGUGGUUAUAUAUACAGUAUUUUUUGUAAGCUUUUAAGUGCUGUACUGAAUGCAAUUGGGCGGCGACCAAAACUCGUCUAUUCUUGCGCAUUUCCAUCACUUUUAAGCGUUUACUCACAUAUCGGCAGCCAUGUGGUGGGGAAAAUUAGAGUUUGAGAUGAUAGAGCAAACUCACUGAAAAGUGGUGAAAAUGGAAGUAUAAAUAUAACAUUAUUGUUAUAAUAUAUCAAUAUAAUCACUACUAAAAGGGAAGAGUGGAAAAUUGCAACAAAAGAUUGAAUACAAAAGAAGAAGAAGAAUUUCAUUGGUCAAAUAAUAUGAUUGAGGUCCACAGCCAACUGUCCAAACAGACCCAAAAACUCACCAAUAUUCCUUUCAUAGAAAUCAUUGAACAGCCCGAUUCCGUAAGGUAUCGAUAUGUAUGCGAAGGUAGAACUGCUGGUAAUAUAUUCGGAGUCAAUUCUUUAUAUGAUAAUAAAACAUAUCCAACAAUAAAAAUUAAUGGUUAUCAAGGUAAGGUCCUAGUUAUAGUAUCUUGUGUUACCAAAGACAAACCAUAUAGACCACAUCCAUUUAAACUUGUGGGAGGAAAACAUUGCAAAAGAGGAAUUUUCAAGGCUGAAAUCAAUAACGAGUCAAUGACUUUGAGCUUACAAAAUGUUGGAAUUCAAUGUGUAAAAAGAUCAAACGUAGAUGAAGCACUCAAAGAGCGCGAGAGUCAACGAAUUGAUCCAUUUAAGA